UCGGGGAAAGUAAGCGCAUGCAUGCAGGGAGGGUGGACGUUGUUUUCUCUCUUUGCGCGCUUGCGAAGCGCAUCGGGCUCUCCUCUCUCCAACUGCGCCUGCAGAAUUCAUCCCUCCCUCCCUGUUUCUCUCUCUCUCUCGCUAUCCCUCUCUCACAGAAGGUGUUUUAACUUUACGAAGGCGACAACAUUUCAUUCUCAAGGUAAACGCUUUAUUGGGAAGGGAGACCUUGUAGGAGGAGAGGGAGAUAACGAGACUGUGACGGCGGCAUUUUGCCGAGCGGAGACCUGUUCAGCCCGAAAUGAUUGACUAUUUCUUGAAAUGAGAAAGUCUUAGAAAUGUCUUUUUCCCUGGGCGACACCGUCAGCAUCACAGCCACAAUGUACAGGCGGAAACAAGCGAGUGUUUGCAUCCUCCAAACAAUAUUUGGAUUGUCAAGAACUCAAAGAUCUGAGAGUGCUGAAUGCUGAAUGUCAUUAACAACUUCACUGAAAUCAGCGCACGCCAUUGAGGAACACAUCCUGUUUUAUUUCACCUGUCACUUUCCCAUCUCUUUGCAAGAGCUAACAUCACUAAGAAGCUCCCCCUGUGUACCGUUUGACACCAGUUGCUAUGGAGAAUCUCAGUGAGCUCCAGAACCCGUUGUUGGACAAAAACAGUAAGCACAUGGUCAACGGUUAUGGGGGUGACUUCCCUAAUAACCAGUACCAGGAAAACAUUAUUAAUUACUUUGCUGGUGGAGGAGAGGGAGGAGGAGGAGGAAAGGUGAAUAACGGCAACGUAGUGAGCGGAAGUAGUUACAAUACCAAUGGGAAGAUGAAAUCUCAGCAGCUUUUGGACGCCACCUCACUGCAUCUGGCGGUAGAGGCAUUCUACAGGCCUAACUUCAUCCUGUACAAGGAGGACAGUGGCAGCAUUAAGGCUAAGGAAUAUAAAAGCGAGUGCUGUGAGACCACAUUCACAGAGAAGAAGGCGAAGGAGGCAUCCAACACAGCGGGGGCGGACACGCCUGGCACCGAGGAUCCCCAGGCGAAGCUGCUGGAGGACGGUGAACACAUCAAGAUCCAAACCGUUUCCUAUGAGGUCGAGGAGGAGGAGUAUGUGGAGUAUGAGACUGACUGCUCCAGCGACAGCGAGAGCGAGGACAACUUCAUAGUCGUCCCUCCACGAGACCACCUGGGCCUGGCCAUCUUCUCCAUGCUCUGCUGUUUCUGGCCUCUGGGGAUCGCAGCAUUUUACUUUUCACAGGGGACCACCAAGGCAGUGAACAAAGGUGACUUCCCACUGGCCAACAUCGCCUCCAGACGGGCUUUGUUCCUCGCUGCUCUCUCCAUCACCAUAGGCACCGGUGUGUAUGUGGGGGUGGUGGUAGCUCUCAUUGCCUACCUUUCUAAACCAGGACACAUAUAGCAGCUGCACCUUCCCUCCAACACACCUCCCAGGAGCCCAGGAAAAGAACAACCUCCCCCCCUCCCAUGGGAACGGCAUUGCUCCUGCACACUUCGAGGAAAUGUUUUUUGGUUUCGGGGAUGCACAGUUUUUUCCCCUCCGCCUUCCUUUCUUUCCAGCUUUCUCUCCCUACAGGCCCUCUGGCAGCCACCAUUAGCCACAGUGACUGGAGAGAGGUCAAGCUGGAGGGUGAGAAGAAGGGGAAUUGGGGAUAGACAAAGUUUUUCUUUUGUUGAGACAGUGAGAGGGUUUGAGUAAUGGAAGUAUUCCAUGUUGGAGUGCAGUUUGCAUCCCCUGUUGGCUUCAUCCUCUUUUUCCUGGUUUUAACUUCCAAGACCCCGACAGACACAUCGAGGAGAAGAGACAGAGGCGAUAACGCUGCACACUUAAGCAAUUAUUAAAGAGCAGAGGUAUAGGUGGGUUAGAAAUUAACACAAAAUCACUCUUAAACCAACUCAGUGUCAUUGCUAUUUGAGCUGCAGUUAAAAUAAGAGUCUCUCUGUGGAGUCCCGACUCCUGUCAUCUGACUUGAGCUGCCCUCAUCGACUCAAAAACACCAAGGCUGCAUUUGUCUCUCGGCUCACUGCCUCACAGCAGAUGACCACACUCGCAUUUUCUGAAAUCGUGACAAAGGAGGGUUUUCCUUUUGCUGAGAAACUUUAGAAAAGAAAAUACAGACCUGCUAAUUAUAAUUUAAAUCAAAGAAGCUCUCAGAGGAAAAAUAAAAAGAUCAAACACAAUCAGACGCUGUUUCUGACUCAUUGAACAAUAUGCACUGGCAUGAAUUACAAGAAUCUCAAUGGAGCCUCAGGCCUGUAUUUUUACCUCUGAGGUGUCCAUCAAAGACAGGCUCUGAAAGCUAACAAAAUCUGUUUAUGCCAGAUAUGGUUGCCUACGUACACGCAAAUUUGCUUUGUUUUUAUGUUGUCUUUUUGUGUUCCCUGCUGUCUAACGGCACCUUGAUUAAUCUUGCUUUAAGGAAUGUUCAUUUGUAGCCUUUGAAGUAAAGCACAUGCGAGGUGGCCAGAUGGUCAGAAUUUCAGAAGGAGGGCGCCUGAGUAGCUCACCUAGUAGAGCGCGUGCCCAUAUGUAUAGAGGUUUACUCCUUGACGCAGUAGUCGCUGCGGCCCUUUGCUGCCUGUUGUUCCUUAUCUCUCUCCCCCUUCAUGUCUUCAGUGGUCCUAUACAAAAUAAAAGCCUAAAAUACCCAACAAAUUCUUUAAAAAAUAAAUAAAAAUAAAAAAAAGAAUUUCAGAGGGAAAGGGUGCACAUUGUCUCCCUAAAAACACUGCAUCUGCUGAGGCAAUAUGAAAUGAAACAUCAGCCAUUCACAAUGGGCAAUAUAGUUAUGAAUCAGGUAGGUAAUAUCAUUAAAAGGCAGGCCUUACGUGUCCUCCAGGGCUGCGCAUAUAAACAAAGUGUCGCAGUGUGACAGCUUUGAAUUUAGCCUUGAUCAAUUACUCUUUGCAUGACUCUAGCUGUAUGCCAGCAGUAUUACUGCUACGCAUGAUUGAUUGGAUUGAGAACUCUUUUUUGUCAGAUCAUAAAAAAGCUUAAAUUAAAAUUGAUCAGGCUCAUAUUUUGUGCAAUGCUUAAACCCACAUUCCCCAAUUCGGCUAUUAAAACAGAGGACAUGUCACAGUGAUAAAGCAUUGAGACACUUCAAUUUGCUCCUUCACAAUUUCAAGAUUUUUUUACUUAUUGUAUGAAGGGCUUAUUACUUUUUUUGUUUUGAUAUUGUAGUUGCACGCCGAUGCUAGUCCAUGCCUCAAGAGGUGACAUUAUACACUUAGUUUCUCUGCACAGGUACUGCAUUAGUCAUACCUGACAUUUAUGGUGCACAAUUAGCUCCCCAUAAUGGCUUUUUCUGAAGGAAUGUGUACUCUCUGGAGCAUAGCCCUAAAAUAGCACAACCACAUUAAUUUCACUAAUAAGCAACUUUUGGCGUCACUGGUUGCUGUCAAAAGCUGCAAGUAAACAAUCAAUUUAGACAUCCACGGCUCUGUGAACAUUUUAAAAUAACCAUGUAAGUCGGUUCUGCUGUGCUAAUGAAGAGCGAAUAUUGCCCUUAUUCUCCACAAGGGGACAUUUCCAGUGCGCUUUGUUUAAAUUAAACGGCAGCCAAGACUCUCAAGACUUUCCUUUGAAUUGUAUAUUUGGCUGCCUGUAUGAAUAAACAUCAAGGCAGUCAGUUAAGUACAAUAAGCUAAAUGCCGAUUGAUUUCUAGGUAUUUGUUUGGGGCCCUAAGAUUCACCUCAUUGAGUUUCUGGUCAUGUGAGAAGAUGAUCAAUACACCCUUAUAACCUCUGAGCCCUUCUGACCACAUCUUCCAGUGGUAACUCAUGAGCUACCGAUUCUUCGUCAGUGUACGCACACAUCAUGGCCAUCACUGUAACUAUACUGAAAUACUCUGUACACCUGCUUUCAUCUCUCGGAGAAAGUUUUAUUGCUGAUAACGAUGAACAUGCUUUGUGUUAUGUAGCGUGUCAUUCAAAAUGAUGUGUUUUUAUCUGGCUUCUUUGGCAACCUGGUAUUGUGCAAUGUGUUACAACAGUACGUGGGUUUCAAUGCUGUUGUUAUUUCCUUCUCAUCGUGAUGAGUUAAUGUACAGAUCCACGCAACAAAGACGUUUGCUGAAUGCGUUGCUCAAUGCCAGGGUGACAGCGCUCUAUUUGUGUCGUGCUCUUAAGCCGAAUUAAAGAAGAUGACAUUGUUUUAUUAGGUUUUGGGGAUUUUGUUUCCUAUCUUGUGUGAAGGCAACAUGUACAUAGUGCAAAUAAAGACAUGUUCAAAUGUAAUGACAAAUAAAUCAGAAAGGAAGGAUGUCCUUUCUUAAAAGCAAAA
This is a messenger RNA of Perca fluviatilis (European perch), 4294 nucleotides long. It is a transcript of the gene syndig1l, whose product is annotated as synapse differentiation inducing 1-like. Gene Ontology annotation, cellular component: intracellular membrane-bounded organelle; membrane. NCBI's taxonomy places the organism in Eukaryota, Metazoa, Chordata, Actinopteri, Perciformes, Percidae. The transcript has 4 exons. The record is from RefSeq and is a predicted model, not a curated record. Bases 613 to 1410 code for a protein of 265 amino acids.